Aspergillus homomorphus CBS 101889 is the source of this 540-nucleotide messenger RNA. RefSeq lists its product as uncharacterized. The transcript has a single exon. The annotation marks the transcript as partial. NCBI's taxonomy places the organism in Eukaryota, Fungi, Ascomycota, Eurotiomycetes, Eurotiales, Aspergillaceae. Gene Ontology annotation, molecular function: nucleic acid binding. The record is from RefSeq and is a predicted model, not a curated record.
CUUUAUAUCGAGUUGCAAGGGGUCCAUCUCUCCCGAGAAGGUACCCUGAGCAUCAUGUUGGUGUAUUUGGAAGCGCUUCACAGCGUUUAUAUAGUGGACGUCCAAACCCUCGGCGUCAUGGCUUUCUCGACGCCCGCCAGUUCGGACGGUUCCACCACCCUCAAGACUAUCCUCGAGUCCCCCAACACACCCAAAGUCUGCUUCGACGUCUGGUAUGGCGCAGACGCGUUGUACCACCACUAUCAGCUCUCCCUCCAGGGCAUCGAGGACCUUCAGCUGAUGGAGUACGUCGCCUCACAGGGCUGGCUUCGCGGGCAAGGGAAGUUACAGCGGCUCGGGGCGUGCAUCACCGCCGACGCGGGCCUGACCGUGGCCGAGGACCGUCGCUGGCUGGAACUGAUGGACCACGGCCGCUCCGGUUCCUUCGACUUCAGCCCGGCCGGGGGUUACCACAUCCUGCAUCACCGGCCGCUCGACCCAAUGUACCUGCGCUGCUGUGCGGCCUCCCUCGUCCACCUCCCCAAGCUGCGCAGCCGGUAU